UCUCACACACACACACACAUACAUAGGUCUCACAUGCUGUCUUGACUUAAGAGGUGCAAACACCCAAGCUCUUUUGCCUCAUAGUCUGUAUCCUGCCUUUGGAGGGCUUUGAGCUUCUUACCUUAGUUUUAGAAGUCACUAGUUCAGUAAAGAUCCUCUAGGUGACCCUCACCUGCAUCUACAUCAGGCUUCAGGUUUUCACCCCCAACUGAGCGCUCCUGGGCGGGUAGACGGGCUGACCCGCCAUGUUUCUGGUUCUGGUGGUAACAGAUGAACUGAGGCAGUUCCUGGUGAAGGCGAGGAGCGGGAUGGGCCGCCUCAUCCAGGUGCUGAUCCGGGACGAGCAGCUGGUGCUGGGGGCGUACAGAGAGCCGUCUCAGUCCUGGGAGGAAGAUUAUGACCACUUUCUGCUUCCUCUACUGGACCCUCUGGAGCCCUGCUACAUCCUCUACCGCCUUGACUCCCAGAAUGCACAGGGCUAUGAGUGGCUCUUCAUUUCCUGGUCACCUGACCAGUCUCCAGUCAGGCAGAAGAUGCUGUAUGCUGCCACUCGUGCCACAGUGAAGAAGGAAUUUGGAGGAGGCCAUGUCAAAGAUGAGAUCUUUGGCAAUGUGGAGGAUGACGUGUGUCUUCAGGGUUACCUGCGUCAUGUAUCCUCCAGCUCCGGCCCGGCUCCACUCACAGCUGCUGAACAGGAGCUGCAGCGAAUCAAAAUCACUGAGGGCAGGGUAAAGCAGGUGAAAACAGAGAUCAGCGUGGAAACUAAACAUCAGACUCUGCAGGGUCUGGCCUUUCCGCUACAGAUGGAGGCCAAGCGUGCUCUACAGCAGCUCACAGAGAGACGUAUUAACUACAUUCAGCUGAGGUUGGACACAGAGAAGGAGACGAUUGAGCUGGUGCACACUCGGCCCACAGAGACACGUGACAUGCCCUGCAGAAUCCCUAAAGACACGCCCCGCUACCACUUCUUCCUCUACAAACACACCCAUGAGGGAGACUACCUUGAGUCUGUGGUGUUUAUCUACUCAAUGCCAGGUUAUCUCUGCAGCGUUAAGGAGAGGAUGCUGUAUUCUACCUGUAAGAGUCGGCUGCUGGAGGAGGUGGAGCGGGAUUACCACAUAGAGGUGGUCAAAAAGUUGGAGAUAGACAGUGGUGAAGAGCUGACGGAGGAGUACUUGUACGAGGAGGUUCAUCCUAAGCAGCACGCUCACAAGCAGGCCUUCGCCAAACCCCGCGGCCCUGCAGGCAAGAGAGGAAACAAGCGUCUCAUUAGAGGAGGAGGAGAGAACGGAGAGAAUAGCUAGAAAGCGAGAACUGAACGUCCUGGACGUUCUGUCAGUGAAUCCGAGGCAUUCUGCUGAAGCCGAGCAGCCUCUUCAUUUGUGAGGAACAGGGCCAAACAGGCCGGAAUGUUGCCUCCAGUUGUUUGUAUUCUUCCUGAUUGUGAUUUUUGUGAUUUUUACUUCUUUGGCUUGUGUUUCAUUUUCAUAAGAUGUCUUGUGUUUUUGGCAAACUCAUGCACACAUCAACAAAGACAAGAGAAAACUCAGGAAUUCAUCAUGUCUCUAUAAACUGUCUGUCCACAUUUCGAGCUGCACUCAGACAUGGGGACACAAGUUAAGAAACACCUACACAUAUUCACAAUAAUCUGGGGAUGGACAAAAAAAACAGACAUUUACAACAGUCAGGUAAUCAAUCACAGUCAUGUUGUAUGAUAUUUUCUCAAUAUUUUCUGUAGAAAAAGCUUACUUUGCUGUUCAAAAGUUUGGAAUCACUGUUUUCAAUUAUAUAAAACCAAUUUAGUGGCAAGAGAAUGAAAUGAUUCUCAUAAAGUACAGUGUUAGAAGUGAAAAGCCAGCCCUAGAACACUAGAAUAGAAUACUGAAUCUCAGGUAGACAAUAUAGAAUAUGUUUUCCUUUUUUACUAAAUUUCUCCACUAUCUGGGACUUUUUCCAUUGGAUUCCCAGGUCUGGACAACUGUGGUGUUGCUAUGGUUCAAAGUCACACUCCCCUGAUGUUGAGGCAAAUGCUUCUUAGACAGUUGUGUCCCCUGAUGUCCCUUAGACCUGUUAUUGUAACAAUUAAAAAUAACUUUACUUUUAAAAAUAAAAUAAGAUAAUAAGUUUGCAUACUGUAAGACUUAUUAUAUCAUGUGCAAUUAACUCAAAAAUUCAGGUUAGCCACAAAUGAUUCGAAACUAAACAUAAAUGAAAGCACAUUGCUUUGGAAUAGCUAAAAUUAACAUUUUAACAUAAAAAAUGUCAAAUUCUUUGUUUAGGUAACAAAGAAAAUACAGCUAGACAAAUACAUUAAAGUAGUUUUUACAGUGUGUCCAACUUUGUCCAACUGUUCAACUGUUAUAGCUUUCAAAUAAUAAGCAAGAUAUGCAAGAUUAAUAAGGGCUGUUAAUUAAAUUUAAGUGUUCACAAUGAUUGACAGAGCUGUGAAAGAUUCCAAAAUUACGCAAAACGCUGUAAAAGAUUAAUAUCCAAAAUCCUUCACAGUUCAAAAGAGGAGAUCAAAUCUCAAGGCAGAUGACAAAAAUGUAAAUAAUAUAUUAUGACUUUCCUAAGAAAAACAAGUACCUCCAAAAGGGUAACUUCACAGUAGUUUACUCUAAGUUAAUGUAAAUACAUUUUAUUUCAAGCAAUUUUGGAGAAUUUGGUAACAGCGUAAAGGGCAGCGUGCUCAAACGAUGUAAAAAAAUUUACAGAAAAAUUGGAGAUACAUGUUUUUGGUGUGCACAGUGACUUGAAAUAUUGAAUUCAAUGUAUAAAGUUACUUUAAAAUCUACCUUGUUAUUGUGUCUCUAAACUAUAUUUGUAUAUAAAAUAGUGAAACGUAUCUAUCGCAAGUGAUUCCAAACUUUGUAAUGGUCAAGUCUAAGUGGUAUUUUAACUUUUAUAACAACUUAUAUAAAAAAAAAAUCUCUCUCUCUCUCUCUCUCUCUCUCUCUCUCUCUCUUUUCUCUCACGGAUGCACAUACACACACUCACAAACAGCAGCCAAAUCUCUCUUCCACGUGAACAAACUACCAUAUCAGAAGACUCUUUGUGAGCUGACCAAUUGGUUAAAGGAUGGACACAUAAACAUGUUGCACUCCUGUUGGCAGAGGCUUCUGGACUCAGCAGUGAAGGAAGCUUGUAUGAAUAAGACGUUAUAGAUAUUUGUAGGUAGAACUGCUGUUUUUAUUAUAUUUUAGAUCUGUGCUACAGGACUGACUGCAUAUUUCCUGACUCGCUUUGCCAUUUUAGCAUUAAAGUUCUAAUCAUGUGUGCACAUAAGCUUCAUUCUCUCAUGCAGACUUCAGACUUGCUCAGUGUUUUGUGUCAAACAUAUCACUUGUGCAAAUAGCUGUUAAUAAUCAGAGGAAGAAAUUCAUAAUAAAAAAUAUUUCUGUA
Molecule: messenger RNA, 3402 nt
Organism: Pygocentrus nattereri (red-bellied piranha)
Lineage: Eukaryota; Metazoa; Chordata; Actinopteri; Characiformes; Serrasalmidae
Product: twinfilin-2
Exons: 9
Coding region: 246-1304 (352 amino acids)
Biological process (GO): barbed-end actin filament capping; positive regulation of neuron projection development; regulation of lamellipodium assembly
Cellular component (GO): cytoplasm; actin filament; myofibril
Molecular function (GO): actin filament binding; actin monomer binding
Source: RefSeq, a predicted model, not a curated record